CGUAUGAUAAACCUCGCAGAGUUGACUCCUUACAUCCUGUGUUCCAUCUGCAAAGGUUACUUUAUUGAUGCUACAACUAUUACAGAAUGCCUGCACACCUUUUGUAAAAGCUGCAUAGUGAGGCACUUCUACUAUAGCAACAGAUGUCCAAAAUGCAAUAUCGUUGUACAUCAGACCCAGCCCCUUUAUAAUAUCAGAUUGGACCGGCAACUUCAAGAUAUAGUCUAUAAAUUAGUUGUCAAUUUGGAGGAAAGAGAGAAAAAACAAAUGCAUGACUUCUAUAAAGAAAGAGGAUUAGAAGUGCCCAAACCAGCUGUCCCACAGCCAGUUCCGGUUAGCAGAGGAAGACCUCGAAAAGUUCUGGGCUCUGUGUUCCGGAUCCCACCGGAACUUGACAUCUCCAUACUUCUGGAGUUCAUUGGAGCUAACGAAGGCACAGGGAAUUUUAAGCCUUUGGAAAAGAAGUUUGUGCGUGUUUCAGGGGAGGCAACAAUUGGACAUGUGGAGAAAUUCCUCAGAAGAAAGAUGGAUCUGGACCCUUCUUGUCAGGUGGACAUAAUAUGUGGUGAUCACCUGCUGGAACACUACCAGACACUGAGGGAAAUUCGUCAAGCCAUAGGAGAGAGCGCAGUACAGGAUGGUUUACUUGUACUGCACUAUGGCCUGGUAGUAUCUCCAGUAACUGUAACUUAA
Molecule: messenger RNA, 693 nt
Organism: Tauraco erythrolophus (red-crested turaco)
Lineage: Eukaryota; Metazoa; Chordata; Aves; Musophagiformes; Musophagidae
Source: RefSeq, a predicted model, not a curated record